GAUCUGUUUGAGAUGAUUGAAAAGAUGCAGGGAAGCAGGAUGGAUGAACAACGAUGCUCAUUCCCACCACCCCUCAAAACGGAGGAGGACUACAUUCCCUACCCAAGUGUCCAUGAGGUCUUGGGGAGAGAAGGGCCCUUCCCCCUCAUCCUGCUACCCCAGUUUGGGGGCUACUGGAUUGAAGGCACCAACCAUGAAAUCACCAGCAUUCCAGAGACAGAGCCGCUGCAGUCACCCACCACCAAGGUGAAGCUCGAGUGCAACCCCACAGCACGCAUCUACCGGAAGCACUUUCUCGGCAAGGAGCAUUUCAAUUACUACUCACUGGACUCAGCGCUGGGCCACCUGGUCUUCUCGCUUAAGUAUGAUGUCAUCGGGGACCAAGAGCACCUGCGACUCCUGCUCAGAACCAAGUGCCGGACGUACCACGACGUCAUCCCCAUCUCCUGCCUCACAGAGUUCCCCAAUGUGGUUCAGAUGGCAAAGCUGGUGUGUGAAGAUGUGAAUGUGGAUCGGUUCUACCCUGUGCUGUACCCCAAGGCUUCCCGCCUCAUCGUCACCUUUGACGAGCAUGUGAUCAGCAAUAACUUCAAGUUCGGAGUCAUUUACCAGAAGCUCGGGCAGACCUCCGAGGAAGAACUUUUUAGCACCAAUGAAGAAAGCCCAGCCUUCGUGGAAUUCCUGGAGUUUCUCGGUCAGAAGAUCAAACUGCAGGACUUUAAGGGGUUCCGAGGAGGCCUGGACGUGACCCACGGGCAGACGGGGACCGAGUCUGUGUACUGCAACUUCCGCAACAAGGAGAUCAUGUUUCACGUGUCCACCAAGCUGCCCUACACAGAAGGGGACGCCCAGCAGUUGCAGCGGAAGCGGCACAUCGGGAACGACAUCGUGGCCGUGGUCUUCCAGGAUGAGAACACACCCUUUGUGCCAGACAUGAUUGCGUCCAACUUCCUCCAUGCCUACGUGGUGGUGCAGGCCGAGGGCGGGGGCCCCGACGGCCCCCUCUAUAAGGUCUCCGUCACCGCCAGGGAUGAUGUACCUUUCUUUGGUCCUGCUCUCCCAGACCCUGCUGUGUUCAGGAAGGGGCCUGAGUUCCAGGAAUUUCUGCUGACAAAGCUGAUCAAUGCUGAAUAUGCUUGCUACAAGGCAGAGAAGUUUGCCAAACUGGAGGAGAGGACGCGGACCGCCCUUCUGGAGACGCUGUAUGAAGAGCUGCACAUCCACAGCCAGUCUAUGAUGGGCCUGGGUGGGGACGAGGACAAGAUGGAGAACGGCGGCGGGGGCGGCGGCUUCUUUGAGUCCUUCAAGCGGGUCAUCCGGAGCCGCAGCCAGUCCAUGGACGCCAUGGGGCUGAGUAACAAGAAACCCAACACCGUGUCUACCAGCCACAGCGGGAGCUUCACGCCCAACAACCCCGACCUGGUCAAGGCAGCUGGAAUAUCAUUGCUUAUUCCUGGGAAAAGUGCGAGUAGAUUCGGACGCCGGGGCAGUGCCAUAGGCAUAGGAACCGUGGAAGAGGUUGUCGUCCGCGGGGCCGCCGGCUCUGGAGCCUGCCUGCACGCGCUCUCUGCUCGCUCUCAGGACGGAGGCCAUAUUGGGGACGUUACCCCCCCUGACCCCGGACAGGCCCAAGGGUGUGCAGGAUGGAAUGCCAGCAACUCCAGUGGCACUCAGGGCCUGUUUUGGGGCCUGUCACUGAUUGUCCCUGGGAAGAGCCCUACGAGGAAGAAGUCAGGCCCAUUUGGCUCCCGCCGCAGCAGCGCCAUUGGCAUCGAGAACAUACAGGAGGUGCAGGAGAAAAGAGAGAGCCCCCCAGCUGGCCAGAAGACCCCAGACAGUGGGCACGUUUCACAGGAGCCCAAGUCAGAAAACUCAUCCACUCAGAGCUCCCCGGAGAUGCCCACGACCAAGAACAGAGCGGAGACAGCGGCUCAGAGGGCAGAAGUGCUGAAGCUUCUCCCGCUCCUCGUCCAGUGCCAGCAGCUUCGCCAGCGUGGUGGAAGAGACAGAGGGUGUGGACGGGGAUGACACAGGCCUGGAGAGUGUCUCAUCCUCAGGGACGCCCCACAAGCGGGACUCUUUCAUCUAUAG
Elephantulus edwardii (Cape elephant shrew) is the source of this 2091-nucleotide messenger RNA. RefSeq names its product RAP1 GTPase activating protein (gene RAP1GAP). Gene Ontology annotation, cellular component: cytoplasm; membrane. The record is from RefSeq and is a predicted model, not a curated record. Gene Ontology annotation, biological process: activation of GTPase activity; regulation of small GTPase mediated signal transduction. Lineage: Eukaryota; Metazoa; Chordata; Mammalia; Macroscelidea; Macroscelididae. Gene Ontology annotation, molecular function: GTPase activator activity.